This is a messenger RNA of Leptopilina heterotoma, 1616 nucleotides long. Its product is annotated as dehydrogenase/reductase SDR family member on chromosome X. The record is from RefSeq and is a predicted model, not a curated record. Bases 307 to 1362 code for a protein of 351 amino acids. NCBI's taxonomy places the organism in Eukaryota, Metazoa, Arthropoda, Insecta, Hymenoptera, Figitidae. The transcript is spliced from 6 exons.
UAUUGACAAUUAAGUAACACAUUUUUUUCUUAGAAAAAUAAUAAGAAAUUUCCGGUUUCGUAAAUUUUUUUCUCCCCCCUUUUGUUGUCUAAUUUGAAUGAUUGACAAAUAAUGAUUUAAUUGGGAGAAAAUUAAAAUUUCAAACUCAAAGUGAAAAAAAGAGGAUGGUGUAAAAUUUUGUAAUUUAUUAUUGCUGACGUUUUCACGUGGAAUACACACGCGUUAUAAUAAGCAUCGACCGAAAACGAGUGAACGAACUAUUGCGGUGAUUCCUUUCUAUAAACGGACAUCACAACCGUUUUGACAAUGAUACUCAUCGCAGGCACUGCUCUCGCUUUUCUCGCGGGUAUUUUAUUUUUUCAUAAACCAAGAAAUAAAAUGUUAUUUUACAUAAAUACCAUUAUUUACGAAAUUAAAUAUAAUACAAUGGGAGUUCAAGAAGUUGUCAGGGAAUUUGUCUUCGCGAAAUACAACAAAACUGAUUUACCUCAACGAAAAGGAAAAGUGGCAAUAGUGACAGGUGGUUCCCGAGGAAUAGGAUGUUUUAUUGUAAAAAUGCUACUUCAAUGUGACAUGGAAGUGAUUGUUGCUUGUAGAAAUAUUAAAGCCGGCGAAGAUGCAAUUCGUAAAAUUAGAGAAUCAGGUGUGACAUCGGGCACUGCGAAAGUUUAUCACAUGGAUAAUGCAAGUUUGGAGUCUGUUCGAAAGUUUUGUCGAGAAAUCAAAAACGACUACAGAAGGAUUGACACUUUAAUAAAUAACGCUGGUAUUAUGUUCACACCGUAUUUUAGAACCAAAGAGGGCUUCGAACAACAAUGGGUGGUCAAUUAUUUAUCACAUUUUCUAUUAACAGCAUUAUUAUUGCCUCUUUUAAAAAAUGCUGGAAGUCCUAAUGAAUCUGCAAGAGUAAUUAAUGUCACGUCCUGUGCUCAUCUUGUCGGGACAAUUGAUUUUGAUCACGUGGAUGAUGGGCAAGGAUUUCUUAGAAAAUUUGCCUACGCUCGAAGUAAACUUGCACAAGUUAUGUUUACAAAGACAAUUCAAGAACUUUUCUCCAAAAAAAAAUUACCAGUUCAAUCGUAUGCCGUUCAUCCGGGUCUCGUUAAUACUGACAUUUAUCAGCACACAAGCAUGAAGCACUUAAAAAUUUUAUUUAAUAUACUUUUUAAGACACCUCUGCAAGGAGCGACACCGGUCGUUUAUGCUGCUGUGAAUAAAUCUAUUGAAAACAAGGGUGGAAUUUAUAUCACCAAUUGUUUAGAUAGUCCAGUAAAUCCCGAAGCUCUCAAUUCAACAAUUCGUGAUCGUCUAUUUAAACUUUCCCUCGAGCAAGUUCAACUCAAAGACUUUUUCGAAACGUAAUUAAAAUUCAUCGCGUAUAGGUAUUAUAUUUUUGUUGUUGUGUACAAAUUAUCCAUUCCUUCCAUGUUCCUUUAGAAGUCAUACGUGCAUUUAUUAUUAUUAUUACAGUAUUAAUUUUAAUAAAAUGGUAAUUUCUAAUUUCUAAUAGUGUUAAAUUUACGCUGACAGAAUUUUUAAACCAAAAUAUAUUUUUUUUAACUAAAAUCAAAUUUUACAGUAUCUUCUAAAAUAAAAAUAUAAUAAUACCGUUUUAA